Molecule: messenger RNA, 567 nt
Organism: Trypanosoma rangeli
Lineage: Eukaryota; Euglenozoa; Kinetoplastea; Trypanosomatida; Trypanosomatidae
Exons: 1
Coding region: 1-567 (188 amino acids)
Source: RefSeq, a predicted model, not a curated record
AUGUCAGGGGCUCUCGGGCGUGGAUCGUACCGCUCUGUCGUGGCGGGGACGCGUAAUGUGCCAAAGCGCAUGACAUUUUACCCCUGUGCGUACGAGUUGAUACAACUCCACAAGGUUCAUAGGGAGGUGAUACGCCACUUCUACGUUAGGGACAAGAUUUUUGACAAUAAGUUCCCAGGCACGGCACUGGCAAAUGGCUUGUUUAAAUUCGUCCCUAACCGACGUGAGGCGUAUCACAUGCGUGAGGUGAUGGAGGCUAUUCGCCGCCGCUCAAUAUUAAUGCAUCGUGUUCAGCAACAACAGGCGAUCAAUGCCAAAGUAGUAGAGGAGUUGGAAGAGGAGCAUGGCAAGGCGUCGGCAGCGGCUAUGCUGCACUUCACCACACCUGAUUCUGAUGCCUACUUUAACCCACAGCAGUACCAAAGUGUUGCGAAUGCAUGGCCAAACUACUGGCAACACCCUAGCGUUGCACACGUGGUGCCCAAACCCCGUUGGCGUCGUGUGCCAGAGCUUGGCGGCAUCACACGCGUGCAAGACCCGCUGGCGGAGCAGGCGAACGACUACUAG